This is a messenger RNA of Myotis davidii, 2201 nucleotides long. It is a transcript of the gene PRMT2, whose product is annotated as protein arginine methyltransferase 2. Gene Ontology annotation, molecular function: protein binding; protein-arginine N-methyltransferase activity. Bases 358 to 1659 code for a protein of 433 amino acids. Gene Ontology annotation, biological process: peptidyl-arginine methylation. Lineage: Eukaryota; Metazoa; Chordata; Mammalia; Chiroptera; Vespertilionidae. The transcript has 10 exons. The record is from RefSeq and is a predicted model, not a curated record. Gene Ontology annotation, cellular component: nucleus.
CUCUAUGUGUUCGUUCAACCCAGUGAUGGGACAGAAACUGACAGGCUGCGUUUGGCCAAUGGAUACGAUGAACACCUUGCAGACCGGUGAAGAAAACACACACUUCUUUGAAGUUCAUAAGUUUUCAGUUGUUUUUGUAACGAAUUGCAUUUGUAAAUUUUACCUCUGUUUCAUUCUUUACACAUAACACGUUUUAUUUCCACGCGGUAGAGGAUCUUUUCAUGGACCUUAGAAGGGAGGUGAACUCAAUUGUGCAAUGUAACAAAUCAUUGUCUCAUUCCCUCUGUUUUAAAGUAGAAAUGGAGAGGAAAAUGAAACAUUAAAAGUGGCAGCUAUGUGGCAGAUCCUAAAAGAACUAUGGCAACAUCAGGUGACUGCCCCGGAAGUGAAUCUCAGGGGAGAGAAGAACCCGUGGAACACUGUGAACAGCACCUCCCAGGGGGUGUGCACCCCGAGGAGUUUGUGGCCAUCGCGGACUAUUCUGCCACCGAUGAGACACAGCUCAGUUUUCUGAGAGGAGAGAAAAUUCUCAUCCUGAGACAGACGACUGCUGACUGGUGGUGGGGCGAGCGCGCCGGUUACUGUGGGUACAUUCCCGCGAACCACCUCGGGAAGGACCUGGAGGAGGGUGACCCCGAGGACACCUGGCAGGAUGAGGAAUACUUCGGCAGCUACGGGACCCUGAAACUUCACCUGGAGAUGUUGACAGACCAGCCACGGACAACUAAAUAUCACCACGUGAUCCUGCAGAACAGGGCGUCCCUCAAAGACAAAGUGAUUCUGGAUGUCGGCUGUGGGACCGGGAUCAUCAGCCUCUUCUGUGCACAUUAUGCGCAGCCCAGAGCAGUGUACGCGGUGGAGGCCAGCGAGAUGGCCCAGCACACGGGGCAGCUGGUCAUGCAGAAUGGCUUCGCCGACAUCAUCACCGUGUUCCAGCAGAAGGUGGAGGACGUGGUGCUGCCGGAGAAGGUGGACGUGCUGGUGUCCGAAUGGAUGGGGACCUGCCUGCUGUUUGAGUUCAUGAUUGAAUCCAUCCUGUACGCCCGGGAUGCAUGGCUGAAGGAGGGUGGGAUCAUCUGGCCGACCACUGCCGCACUGCACCUCGUGCCCUGCAGUGCUGACAAAGACUACCGCAGCAAGGUUCUCUUCUGGGACAACGCCUACGAGUUCAACCUCAGCGCUCUCAAAUCGUUAGCAAUUAAGGAGUUUUUUUCGAAGCCCAAGUAUAACCACAUUUUGAAACCAGAAGACUGUCUGUCUGAGCCGUGCACUAUAUUACAGCUGGACAUGAGAACGGUGCAGAUCGCUGAACUGGAGACAAUGAAAGGCGAGCUGUGCUUUGAUAUCAAGAAAGCCGGCGCACUGCAUGGAUUUACGGCCUGGUUCAGUGUCCGCUUUCAGAACCUGGAGGAGGAGGAGCCACAGCUGGUGCUGAGCACGGGACCAUUCCAUCCCACCACCCACUGGAAGCAGGUGCUGUUUAUGAUGGACGAGCCCGUCCCCGUUCACGCAGGGGAUGUGCUCACAGGCUCGAUUGUGCUGCAGAGAAACCCAGUGUGGAGGAGGCACAUGUCCGUCGCUCUGAGCUGGUCCGUCACCUCCAGACAGGACCCCACGGUGCAGAGAGUUGGAGAAAAAGUCUUUCCGAUCUGGAGAUGACAGUUGAAGUUCUCUUUGCGAAGCAGUGUGAGCUUGGAGGAAAGCAGAGCGAGGAGCUCACACCGAUGCGAACACUCCUUCUUGUGAAACCUGCAGACGCUCACUCUGUCUUGUAGGCGGUCACACCCUUCUCUGUGGCCCCACGACAAACGCUCGGGCUGCCCUCGCCACUGUCACGGCCCGUGUCUGUCCUCUAGAAGUAGCUGUGUUUCCAGGUGUCCACAGUGCUGUCCACAGUGCCCCCCUGUGGACAGGCUGGGGCACAGUGUUCCUAAGCUAGGCCUAGUUCCACACUCAUAGGACGCGCGUCAGCCUUGUACUCCUGUGAAGUAACUGUUCGUGCAUCAUGUGUUACUGGUGUCCUUACUGCCCUCAGUUCAUCCACUCACCAUGCAGAACGUGGGGUUGCACAGAGCCGUGCAGGACCUGGGGUGGCAGUGCAUGCGCUGGGCUCUGCAUGAGGUAGUACCUUGUAGAGAUGUCUUCCAAAUAAAUCGUGUUGGCACAUAGUACAUCUCAAUAAAUAUUUUUAAAUAAACGAA